CAUGUGGACUCAAUCCGGUGAGAAGUUUUAUAUUCGAGCAGUCAAAGAUAUCAGCGCACACAGAAGUAGCAUGGAUUUUUAAUUGUAUCACACCAAUGAGUUGGUUAUCGCGAAUGACCCAAUGGAAGGCAAAAAUUAAAUUAAAUAAAAAUAUCCAAUCCAUCGAUGAUGAUGUACUUUCAUCUUCAGGCUUACGUUUGGGAUUAUUUUCUUAUCCAGUAUUACAAGCUGCUGACAUUCUGCUUUACAAUUUUAGAGCGACACAUGUACCAAUUGGUGAAGAUCAAGUCCAACACUUGGAAUUAACAAGAGACAUCGCUGUAACAUUUAAUAAGAUGUUUCAUCAAAAUGUAUUUCCUUUACCAUUACCAAUUAUGACAUCGGCAAAGCGAAUAAUGUCACUUUAUGAUCCUUCAAAAAAAAUGUCUAAAUCUGAUCCACAAAACACUCGGAUAAAUUUAAAUGAUUCUCCAACAAUAAUUGCUGAAAAAAUUAAAAAGUCAACAUCCGAUUCCUUAAAAUGCAUCACUUAUGACCCAAUAACAAGACCGGCCAUAGCAAAUUUAAUCACCAUCUAUGCAGUUACGCAAGAAAUAACUGUUGAUCAAGUUAUAGCUGAGCAUAGUGAAA
Racocetra persica is the source of this 630-nucleotide messenger RNA. Lineage: Eukaryota; Fungi; Glomeromycota; Glomeromycetes; Diversisporales; Gigasporaceae. The record is from the annotation of a GenBank genome assembly.